UCUCUCGUAGAAGAACAACAAUAGGUCAAAGGUCAGAAGUUGUGACCCGAAACGUCACGCGCGCCAACCAGAGUGUGAGCCAAGGACUUCCUUGUUUUGUUGUUGUGAAGUUGACGACAUUUUAUCUCCGUUGUUUGUGGGUCUAUAUGUGUCGGGUUCCUCCGAGUUAUUCUAGUCAUCCCAAGUAUCCAUGCCACGACGCCGAAAGACGGGAGCCAGGGGUGGCAGCCCCGAAAAACAGCCGGCGGACGGUGCCAACAAUGUGCCAGAGGGUCGGACUAUGUCGACAUCUUCGGACGAUGGCGCGGGAAACGCCGCGGAACUCAGUCCCAAGGAGCGGGAAAAACUCGUCGAGCAGCUCCAGGAAAUGUUCUCCAAACAGCUGGACCCGGGAGUGGUGUACAUCGUCCUCGCGGAGAGCGAUUUCAAAGUUGAAGAAGCGAUGGAGGACCUCCUCAUGCUGGCAUGUGAAGCCGACAAGAACAGCAAACCCGGAGCAAGCCCGUCCCCCAACGUUUUCUCUCAGAUAGCCACCGAGCUGGUCUCAAAGAAAAAACCCCAUCCCUCAUCACAGCUAACCAAAGAAUCAACGUCCGGCGCUCAAGAUGCAUCCAGUUCUGUCCAAGAUACUUCUGCUGCAAUACAGGGCUCUGCGGAACUGGCUGCACAACAGGCUUCACACGCAGACACACCACCGACCACCAGUGCAAACAGUACGGCAGGGUACUACAGUUUCUACGGGGCUCCACUAGGUUUUCCUACAGAGAGCAGAUUUUCAGACCCAUCAGUGAUAGCAGUCGGAACGAUCGAUUAUCAGGCAUCGAGCAAGCUCGCGCAAGAAGCAUCCGGAAAAUCUCCACCCAGAGAACCGGGCACCUUAUCAUUCAGUCACAGCAAAGACUCCAUAAGUGAUGGAGUUACUGAAAGUGCUUCAAAAGAUGGUUGCCCUACAGAACACCCAUCCCCAAACAGUCGCUCCUUCCCAGUAAGGUUGACUUCUACAUCAUCUGAUGAUGGUGCAAAUCUGCAGACUGAGAAGGAAAAUUUCCAGCGCGCCCAAAACUUGCCCUCUGAAUAUUCCCUCUUUGGUGCUAACUCCCCUCAUGUUGCAAACGGGCAUGCUCACCAUGCAGGAACCUCGCAUACCUCUGGGGGCAUGCUUCGCCAGGAAAGCAAUGUUGCUGCUGACUUUACUUUCCCCACGACCUUGAGAACAGAUGAAGGUCGUGAAGACAAGCUGCUCCAUAGAACUUCUCUUGCCAACAGGAAGUCUGUCGGAGCAGACAGCCCAUCUACAAGGAUGCUGAAGAGCAAAAAGCCCAGAUUAAACCUCAAGAUACCAUUCGGGGACGAGAACACACAUAUUGAGAUUUAUAGUGAGAUUCAGACCCCGCUAUCUCCUGGUGUGUUUGACUUUGACGACGAAAAGCCCUUGGGUAAACCAGAAACCCCCAAAGUCAAAGACCCAAUCUCGAAAGCUGCUAUGGAAGCUUUCCAGUCUUUUGUGGAGACUGAGGUCCCAAACAAUCACAAGGAUAGCUUUGAUAGUGCAGAGGAUAGCGAUGACGAUGCUGCGGACAUCCUCUUCUCCCUCCCUGCUAGCGUUAGAGAACUGUCCCCCUCCCCUGAAACAACAGAAGAUAGCUUGCAGGCAAGCAACAACCCUAAACCUUCAGAACAUAGCCAGCCACUCACAGAGCCUCCCGACAAAACAGGGACAUCACAGGUAACAGAUAAAUGUGCCAAGCCUAAUGAGGAAACAGCGUCCAAUCAUUCCAAAAGCAGCAAUACAGAAAAUUCAUCAGUACCCCAGUCUCCUACUGAGGAAGAUAACAAAGAUCAAUCAGCUGAUAUAGCCAGUAAGUCAUCCAAAUCAUCAUCCUCUUGCUCCUCCCCUGAUAAAUCAGCCUCUGCGGCAUCAAAGUCCCCGAAUCUCCUCUUCAAAAUCCUCCCCAGAGUAAUGAAUUAUCCCUCCGCCGCCUCUUCUCCUGACACAAAUGUCGAGGCCGACAAAGAAGUGGCGGAGAUUAUGGAGAAGGCACAAACUUCGAAGUUAUCUGUUGAUGUCCCUGAGUUUGUUCCCAAACAGGGGAACCUGUUGACACCUGGGGACUUUGUGCCCCCCAUGGUGCCAGCUGGCCACCCUGUUCCCUAUCCCUCUGAGUACGCAAUGCACUUUCCCCACCCAGCAUCCGACCCGUACUGGCACCCUCGGUUUGGGAUGCCGGUUCACCCCCCAUUCUUCCCCCACCCCCCUCGCAUGCAUAUGUACGGCCCCCAUGUUGCCAGGUUCCCUCCCCACAUCCCUAUGUACCCUGCGCGGCCAGUGGUUUCUUCCCCCAUCCACCCAUCAAUGAUGAAGGGUGGAGCCGGCUCCCCUCUUGUUCUACCCGACGGUAAAAGCCCCCAAAUUCCUAACGAAAACCGCCUCUUUGGACCCCCUUUCGUCAUACAGGACACCCCAUUUGUGUUAUCAGAUAGCCCAUUUCCCAACCAAGAGGCAAACAUGUCGUCAAAGUCCAACACGAAGGAAGAGAAAAAGGAGAAAAAGGGAGGGGAGAUAGACAGACGCGUAGGGUCACCGUUGAUUAUGUCGGAUGGAAAGCAACAGGAAAGUGACACGGCGUCAGAAGCAUCGACAGACGACGGGAAAAAGGUUUCCACUUCAGUCGGGAAGAAAGUCAAAACGGCCGGACCCAAAAAGCUGUAUGUGCUGCGUGGAUGUCCGGGCAGUGGAAAAAGCACUCUGGCAAAGAAACUGAAGGGAAACAAGGGCGUGAUCUUGAGUACAGAUGACUUCUUCAUGAAAAAAGACAAGUACGAGUUUGAUCCCAGCCAGCUUGGAGAUGCGCACGCUUGGAACAAGGACAGAGCUGAACUAGCCAUGAAAGUUGGUAUGACUCCAGUCAUCAUCGACAACACCAACACCGAGCGGUGGGAGAUGAAACCCUACGUCGUUCUGGGGGUGAAAUAUGGGUACAUGAUUGAAAUCCGAGAGCCCAACACGCCCUGGAAGUUCAAGGUUGGAGAGCUAUCCAGGAGAAAUAGCCAUGGGGUUUCCAAGGAGACCAUCAGGAAAAUGUUGGAUCGUUACGAGAAGAAUGUCACUGUUGAGAGCAUUAUGAAAGGCAUGGCUGAUCAAAAGAUCGAGCAGCAGCGUGCAGCCAAGGAGGCGGCCAAACAAGCGGCAACCAGCAGUGUGAAGAACAAGGAAGUCGCCCAGUCCAAGCCUAAGCAGGCCUCCACAUCAAAGGGUGGCAAAAGUGUCAUAACCAACAAACCUUCCCAGGAUGCCUCAGGGAACAAGCCGGCAGACAGCGCGUGGCCCUUCCCAGUUGUCCUUAAGGACAACAAAAAGGCAAACACUAAGAAAAACAACAAGACCAAAGCCAAAAAGAAAGAUGCUGAGGAAGAAUGGCUAAAGGUGACUCAUGGUUCCAGACAGAAAUCCCCCUCUCCUCUCACAACGAGAGACAGAAGUGAAGAAAAGAAGCAGUCUGCAAGCAAGAAGUCAGACACUGUCUGUGGUAAAGAAACGUCCAAGGUGGACAACAAAGCUGCGGGCAAAAACAAUCCGUCAAGUUCCUCGUCAGAUGUUGCCAAGGAGAGUAAGAAAGAUAUGGUGAACAAAGCAGCACAAGAAGCAGCCAGUUUGUUAGGUCUGCUUCCAGACAAGUCAGACCCAGUAGAAGCAGUCAACACUGUAGCCUCAGAUUGGGAUGUUGGGUCUUCCCCUAAACCACAGAGAGACACGCAAAGCAAGAAAGCUGAUGUUGAUUCCAGUUCACAAAGACAAAUCGAGCAGAAAACGUCCGAGUCCCCGAGAACGUUAGAUUCUGUGAAUGUUCCCGCUACAUGCGACUCCAAUGAUGUACUUUCAGAUCCAGCUUUACAUGACAGCUCAGAUGACUGGGGAGACGGUAGAUCAGCCAAGCCCAAACGUCAGACCAGGAAAAAUAGGCUGGCUGCAGUGUUCAACAAGACGACAGUCAGCACAGAUGUGAAGGACAAGGCCCUAAAGGAAAACUGGAGCUUCCCAAGUCAUCCUGACACCAAGGACGGCAGCAGUACGGACAUGAAUACAGCAACCUGCUCUGCAGUUCAACAGCCAGAUGAGGAGGACCUUGUGGAGGAGGUGAGCACAACGGAGGCAGCCACCAACACCAAUCCUCUGUACUUCUCCAUUGUCCAAAGGGUGCAGUCUGGGACUCCAGUUGGGGUGGAUGACAACAUCAGGAUCCUCACUGGAAAGGCGAACACCUCUGAUGUACAAGCCUUGCCUGGUGAGGAACCUGACCCUCAGGAGGAGACAAAAACAUCCGCGCCCUCCAGUCCCAAACGACAGAAGCUGAGGCUAGAGAAAGGCUGCUCCACUGACGACAUUCCAUCGGAGAGAACGCACACGGGUGACCUUGGCUUCUUGCAGAACUGUUUUCCCUCCGUGUCUGUGGAAGACCUGAGAGACUUCUACGAGAAGUGCAACCAUGAACUGGAGUGGACUAUCAACAUCCUGCUGGAUUCUGGGAUUGAAUACAUUGAGCCUACAAAGUCUGAACAUUCCACAGAAGAUAAUGGUCCCUCCAUGUCUCAGGCAGAAGAAGGGAAAACAGUAGCAACAACAGAAGCUGCUUCUAAUGUAGAUGAAUCACAGAAAUCUGAGACAAGUCUUGAUCCUCUAGAAGAGCAAACUCCAGCCCAAGAGCCAACAGUAGCCACUUCCACACCAGAUGUAGAUGCCAUACAAAUCCCUCCAUCAAUCAAUAUCUUUACUGGAUUGUUGACAGCUGAUGUGAAUGAAGAUGACAUGUACUCGUCCAAUCCUGGCACUGCAGUAUCAACCAAUGAGGAGUCAGAAAACUCCUCUAGUACCCCAGUUCAGGAAAAUGGCUUAGACAUCAAUGCUGCAGAGUCAAAAGCAGAAACCCAAAGUAGUAGCUCAGAUAUGGACCACUGUGAUUCUAGUGAGAACGUUGUCAGUUCCAAACAACCUAAGUGCCAGAUACAUAUACCAGUGCCUUCCACGUUUGAGAGCGAUGAAGAGUAUGAGUCUGCAGAUGAGGAGGUGGCAGCAGACCUGGAUGGUGCCUUGUUGGAAGCAGUGAAGGGAGGGCUGAUGCCGGGUAGUUUGGUCGCCCACCACAGCAGACAGAGCAGCCUCAGCAGCCUCACUAGUUCUGUACUCAGCUCCACCGACCAGGAGCAUCUCAGCUCAAUGGAGACCGAUCAUCAAGUGCCUGUGAAUAAAAUAGUUUCCUCUGAAAGCAGUCCGCAUAGUAGUAGUCAAAACGAACUGAGUCCUGGAAAACAGACUCAGGAAAAAAACACUGAAAAGAAAGCAGAAGUUUGUGUAGAGUCUGCAGACCCUUGUAGCACUGGACUAGGACUGAUACAGCAAAUUACUGAAGAGAGUGUUGAAACUUGUCCUGAGGUCUCAGAGGAAAUAUUAUCUAAAUUUAAAGAGACCAACAGACCAUCAGAGGGGAAGGCAGUGGGCCCUACCAUGUCAGAACUGGCCCUGAGGAUGGACCCACAGUUUGCCAAGCAGCUGUUGGAAAUCUUUGGACCGGUUGGCUUCCACAUUUCCCCUGGAUCAUUGUCGGAAGAAGAUCUGUAUGUUCAAGUUGACUACAAAACAGCCAGGAGAAUACACUACAAGUGGACGCAGACUCAGAAGGCCAAGUUCGAUGAGCAAGAAGAAGCUGUAGAAGCCAUGGAAGCAAUGAUCAAAGAAGACGAGGCCUUAGCGAGAAAGCUCCAGGAAGAAGAAGACUUUGCAGUGGCGCUCCAGAUGAAGGAGAAAGAGGAAUCGUCAGCACGACAGUCCAGGUCAGCACAGCGCAGGAGUCCUGUCCGAUCCCUGGCCGCGCUGUCCGCAGAGGCAGGCCGGAGGACCGCGCUGUCCCCUCCAGCACUAGCCGACAUCAUGGACGAACAACUGGCACUGGAAGUCAGCAAACAGGAACAGGCCCAGAGUGCAGGACCUCGGCAGGAUGAGACUCUGGCCACCAAGCUGAAGAGGGAGAAACUGUUCAGCAUGUUCCCUCGCAUGGACAAGGGUGUGCUGGAGGAGAUCUUCUCUGCUAAUGGGUACAAGCUGGACCCCACGGUCAAUGCUGUUGUCGUGUCGGAACACAUGACAGCAGAGGCCCCCCGUAAUGUGAUGACGGACGCGGCACUGAAGCUGUACGAAGACCAGCUGAUGGAGCAGGCCAGGAUACAGAGUCAGCAGGAGGCAGCUGCACAGGCCCAGGCUAGCUCCCGUCCUGCUGUAGUUGUGGUUGACCGGAAUACAGAGGCCUUCCAGGAGACUGAGGAGCCAGACUAUGAAGACUUCAGGACGGAGGCUACCAUACAUUACAAACAGCGGCAGGAGUGCUUCCAGAAGGCUGCAACAGCCUAUCAGAAGGGGCAAAAGGAACUGGCUUUCUACUAUGCUCAGCAGGGACAUUUGCACACAGACAAACUGAGGGAAGCAAACAGGAGAGCAUCAGAGAAAAUUCUGGAGCUCAAGAAUGCUGGGUUGGACCAGCUGAACUGUCUGGACCUACACGGACUGCACGUCAAUGAGGCCAUCGAUGCUCUAAAAAGUGUCUUGAAAGAAAAAGAGAGAGAGCUUCACCAUGCCAGCACCAGUCGACACCCUGUGGCCAACUACAUCUGUGUCAUCACCGGGCGGGGCAAUAACAGCCGUGGAGGGGUUGCUAGGCUCAAACCUGCUGUGCUGAACUAUCUCCACACCAAUGACUACAGGUUCACUGAACCACAGGUGGGACUGGUGAAGAUCACCCUGAAAUAAAGAGCAACUUUCAAGCUUUGUUGACACUGUUGUUUCCAGAUGUUUUGCCAUGAUCUUAAAUUUCAUUGUCAGCCAUAUCUUGCACAUGUUUUCCUGAUGAUUUUAAUGCCAUGUGAUUACUGUAGAAUUGAUUAUUUAGAUGGAAAUGGGACCAGGUUUAAGUGGUUGGAACAUUAUAAUGUUAUCUCAUGAAGUAGGGAAGGGGAAAGUGGGGCGACUGGAAAUUUGAUCAUUUCUGGUAGGAACGGGCUAGUAGAAAGAUAUUCUUUGGGGUAUAUGGAAUGUUUAUAUGAAUUAAUCGUACAGGCAAUAUUGUUAUGUCAACAUAAUUAUCAACUUAUGUACAAGUAUAUUCACUAUGAUAUAUUGAAAUUUUUUGAGUCAUAAUGGUAAUGAACUAUUUUGGAAGUCAUAUUGUGUGAUGUUGGACAAGGCAAUUUUAACCUUGUACCUACAAUGGACUCAUCCAUGUAUUUACAGCUGUUUUAGUUACAGUAGAGUUUGAUUGGGUAGGAGAAGGGUUAAACAGAAUAGGGUGGAGGGUUAUUUUGUAUGGAUGUGUCUUUAACACAGACAAGCCAUCACAGAGCACAGGUCUUGUGCGAUGUUUGCCUGACAUGGAUGUUUUAACAAGCCCACCUGCACCUAAGCUUGCCACAGUGUGAUGGACAUUUUUUUUGUAUCGUAGAAGGAAGUGUCAAAACUUGUAGUACAGGUUUUGGGCAUGUUUGUAUAUCUUGGGACAUUUAUAUAUUUUGGGACAAUCUUGUUAAUGUUGUGCAGUGGAGGACAAUAAUGAUUAAACUUUUAAUGUUUCAUUACUAUUGUGGGAUUACAAGAAGGCCAUGAGCGUUAGAUAACUUGUUUAACAGACCCACAUACUUCCAUUUGUUGCGAAAUGCUGAAAAAUUUCACGUUGACAUAUUUUCUCCUGUGCUUAUGAAGUGGUCUGUUUAUCAAGUUAUUUAGUUGCCAUGGCCAAAAUUGAUUUAUGUCUUUAUUAUGUCAAGGUGCAAUACUGUGGGUGUUGGGUUUUGCAUUGUGUUGUUUAUGUAUUUUUUAGAAAAAAAUGGUAAAUGAAUUGUGUGGUAUCAUUUUGCGAAUCAAUUGAUGAAUUGUGUGUUUAUUAUUUUGCAAAUUAAUUGUUAUUGUAUAAUUGUUAUUUACAUAUCAAGGUAAAGGCUCAAAGGGUGGAAGGGAAGGAAUGAACCAUGAAGGGUUGGUGGGGGUGGCAGACUAUUUUUUUCUUUUUCCAUUAUGAUGUGAAAAUUUAUUGGUAAUCUGCAAUGUUGAAAUGCUUUCCUUGCUCUACGUAUUAUUUCUUUUUCAAUAUUAUGUACAAAAGGAUUUUUCGACUACAACGUCAAAAAGGUGAUGUUAUAAUUUCAUCUCACCCCCAAUUCUCCAUGGUCCAUUCCACAGCAAUAAUCUAUAUCUGAAUUCCUGAAAAGCAUAGACGAAAGAUGUUGAAGGAAUUUGCAUGUAUUUAUGUACACAGAAAUGAUAUAUAAGAAUGGAAUUUUAUCAUGCACAACAAGUGCUUCUUAUGGUCUGAAUGUUAUGCAUGGGUUCAGGUGCUUGUUGAGUUUUAUGUGUUGUUCAGAGCUUGUCCACCUUGCAGUUUGCAUAGAAAAAUCAGCACCAGGAUGAGGUUGGCUAGAAAUCUGUUAGACAUUUGUCAAAUUAAGAUCGUGAAGUUCCAGGUAACUUCUGAGGGGUUCUUCUCUGAUUUCACAAUUGAGACUAUUUGUCUUCAGGAUUGUGACUUUAUCAACAGAUGGUGAUGGGAACAGUUGAGUAAUCGCAGUUUCAGCCAUGACUGCAGUACCAAUUGGCUCUGCUAGGGGGAGGUAGUGUUAGGUUGGACUGGACCUCAAACAAUAUGAUAUUAAAAAAAA
Molecule: messenger RNA, 8694 nt
Organism: Branchiostoma floridae (Florida lancelet)
Lineage: Eukaryota; Metazoa; Chordata; Leptocardii; Amphioxiformes; Branchiostomatidae
Product: NEDD4-binding protein 2-like
Exons: 17
Coding region: 191-6796 (2201 amino acids)
Molecular function (GO): ubiquitin binding
Source: RefSeq, a predicted model, not a curated record